Messenger RNA from Geodia barretti, 3245 nucleotides. NCBI's taxonomy places the organism in Eukaryota, Metazoa, Porifera, Demospongiae, Tetractinellida, Geodiidae. The record is from the annotation of a GenBank genome assembly.
AUACUGCGGAGAAAGGGUUUUGGAUGCAGUCUGCCAAAAAGUAGUAGAGAGGCCUGCAGUGUUUUUUGGUCGUCCGACAGAGAGAAGUGGUAGAAAAGCGAAGAAGGUGAGACAAUUGUUGGCUGUGUAACGAUCUCUAAACGGAAUAUGCGUGUGUGUCUAGCUGUUGGAUUGGCCAUUGAACGUGCGAAAUUGUAACACCGAUUUGUUGCGGAGAGUGUAGUGUUUUGUUUAGCCAGCUCGCUAGGUAGCUGCAGGAACACAAUAUCUUUGUAGAAAACCAAGCGCUCAGUUUCUCCCUCCCCCCAUACACCGAAGGCGUGAGAAAUUCAGGCGCCAGAGAGUGGUGUGAGAAGAAGCAGCAGUUAUGUCGUCGUCCGCAGUCUCCGUGCUGGAGGAGCUUCGGGUGUUCAAGAGAGUUGACCAAAAGAUUCGGUCUACCCUGGUGUCUGGUCGGGAAGAGAUGGUCAGUCCGACUGUCGUCACUCGCUCCUUCCUCGAUUCCUUCGAGAAGAUGGUCCCAGCCACCUCUCUGGACAGUGGUAUCAGUAGUGGUGAGAGAGAAGGGAGUCCUAAUGGCCACAGACAAAACGAGUGUCCGUUCAUAGAGUCAGCCGAUGGCUGGACUAUUGAGUUUAGUCACAAAAAUUGCGAGCAAUGCAACAACGAUGUGUGUGUCUGCCCACAAAUCUCUCCCUCGCCGGAGUUGCGCCCGCUGGUAGAGGCAAGCUACCGCCGACACUUCUUUCAGAAGGAGCACUGGACCUACUACACCGAGGAGCCCGAUUUCGGACCGAUUAUCCUCUCGAUAAAACCAGAGGCCGAUGGAACAGUGUACAGGGUACUGGCAAGGUCUUCCAACCACUACGUCACAGGUGUUGUGGGAGUGGGGGAGCUGGUGGGAGGGGAACUGGGGAGGGUCGACAGGGAGGAGGUGGUGGCCGUCCUGGCAAGGGAAAUGGCUCUGGAGACCUCCUUCAAACCUGCACUCUUUCAAGACCUCCAGAGAGAUCUGCUCAAGAUCGACGAGACCUUUGUGAAAUCUCACCACAAGGUUGGUGUUCUUCGCAUCAAGAGAGGCCAGAGUUCGGAAGAAGACAUAUUUGCCAAUAGCAACGAACCUGGCUCCUUUGACGAAUUCCUUAAUGUGCUAGGUAAACGAGUUCGUCUGAAAGGGUUCCAGGGGUUCCUCGGAGGACUUGACAACGAGAAGGACAUGACAGGAGAGCACAGCGUCAGUACGGAGUUGAUGGGGUUAGAGGUCAUGUUCCAUGUGGCCCCUCUCAUGCCGUUAGACCGCAACGACCCUCAACAGGUAAACAAGAAGCGACACAUUGGCAACGACAUGGUGUGUGUGGUGUUCCUCGACGAGCCAGGAGCAGUCUUCAACCCCACGUGGAUUGGUGUUGCCACUCGCAGCACUGUCCCCACUUUCACCCCUGAAUUGAGAACGAGUGGCCUAUUCCCCCACAGUCGCUCCCUCCAGCAACUCAUACUCACCAAGAUCAUCAAUGGAGAGCGGGCCAGCUACCACGCACCCAAGUUUAUGCGGCUCACGAACCGCUCGAGAGCACAGCUGCUACUGGAACUAACAGAGAGUCUUGCGGAGUAUGCCAUGGCAAGCAAGCAGGGCCGGGCCACCAGGAAGAUCAACAGGAGAUCCAACUGGCUGCCUGUCGGAGCCACUCGCCCUCCAUCUCCAAUGCUGGACAGUGUCCACCAGAAACACUGCAACAGUGAUCAGUUGGCCGAAGACUUUCAGGUGGCCUUCCGAGGCUGCGAGCUGGCUGACGUGGCCUUCAUUGUCGGAGACAGUCACACACCACUGUACGCCGUGAAGGCCAUCCUCGCAUGUCGCAGCAGAGUAUUCCGUACCAUGUUCCAGGAAGGCCAGGCACAGAGUCCAUCUCGAAGGUUCACCAGUCCAAUGAUUCGCAAGCGGCUACCAACAGCAAGUUGCGUCAUCAGUCCCCAGGGCAGCCGGAAACUGUCCCACUCGGGAGCCAAGCCAAAACUGGCUCUGAUCAAGAGGAAGAAGUCGGCCCAGGAUCUGACCAGGAGUGCAUCGCCUGACCCUCCGUCCUUCUUCUUCUGUGAAGACCCUCGCAACAUGAACAUAAAGGAACAGUACAUUGUAGAAGAUUUCGACAACUUGGUGUUUGGCGAGCUCCUCAGCUACCUGAUGACUGGCCAGUGCUCCAUACGACCGGAGACGGUGGUCGGCAUCGCCUGCGUUGCCGAGCGGUUCGAAGUGGAAGAGCUCAAACAGGCCUGUCUGGACAACCUCCCCAGCUGUCUCUCUGUGGCGUCCAUCUGCCUCAUCCUGACGCAGCUCGAGCAGUACCUCUCGUUCGCAGCUGCCAAGAGAAUUGUCGUCCAGUGCCUCGAGUUUAUCGACACCAACGCAGCCGAGAUUCUACUGUCGCAGCAGUUCCUCCAGCUCUCGGAGAACAUGGUACACCUGGUGCUGAAGAGAGAGAGCUCCGCAGACCUGCCCGAGAUCAUGAAAGUGAAUGCGGCGUUUGCGUGGGGAGAGCUCCACUCGAAGCCGUCCGGACCGGAUUUCAAGUCGCUGGUGACUCCGCUGCUUAAGCACAUCAAACUUCACCUCAUUGAUCCUCAGGAUAUCAUGAAGGUCCUUGUGCCCUCUGGGAUAUUUGACAUGGACAAGUUGAUGGCAGCGCUGGCCUACCAGGUGGACCCUCAGUCAGUGGAGGUGGAGAACUACACGAUGUUCAGACCCAGGAAAAAGACAAACGUCCUCAGCUCCAGAUAGCCAGCCAGUAAUGGACGGACCCUGUCUACCCUGUCACCUCUUGUCUCGUCGCGUUUUCUCUGUCAUAAUCAUCAUAAUCAUAAUGUAUUAUGUAUGUAAAGUACAGUUUAGGUAGUCAGAUUUUAUUACCGCUCGCUCACUCACUCAUUCACAGAUUUCUAUCAGGUUUUCUCUCUCUUCCUCAUCUCUCUUUCUCCCUCCAUCUCUCUCUCUCUCUCUCUUUCACCUUAUGUCAUAUUCUGCAGGCAUUCUUAUCACUUCACCCACUGUUGUUAUAUUCUCUCUCUCUCUCUCUGAUUCACUAAACUACAAAAGUUAGUCUACUUCACCAGUUUAUUUGAAUGCGUGCACAUCACUUUAUUGAUCAUCAUCACGUGUGUGUGUGUGAUAUAAUGAAAGAAAGAAGUUUAUCGGAAUUAAUCGUGACAUCUGCAAGUAACAGUAAGAGUAAGCCAUGUUUUAGUAGUUC